Molecule: messenger RNA, 948 nt
Organism: Cynocephalus volans (Philippine flying lemur)
Lineage: Eukaryota; Metazoa; Chordata; Mammalia; Dermoptera; Cynocephalidae
Gene: LRRC52
Product: leucine rich repeat containing 52
Exons: 2
Coding region: 1-948 (315 amino acids)
Cellular component (GO): extracellular matrix
Molecular function (GO): protein binding
Source: RefSeq, a predicted model, not a curated record
AUGUCCCUUGCUUCAGGCCCUGGCCCUGGGUGGUUACUCUUUUCCUUUGGAAUGGGGCUGAUAUCAGGGUCGAAGUGUCCAAAUAAUUGUCAGUGUCAAGCCCAAGAGGUGAUCUGCACAGCACUGCAGCUAACUGAAUACCCCCCUGACAUACCCCUGAACACCCGGAGGCUGUUCCUGAACGAUAACAGAAUCACUAGUUUGCCAGCCAUGCACCUAGGACUCCUCAGUGACCUUGUCUACUUGGACUGUCAUAACAACCGGAUUCGAGAGGUGAUGGAUUACACCUUCAUCGGGGUCUUCAAACUCAUCUACCUUGAUCUCAGCUCCAACAACCUAACUUCGAUCUCCCCGUUCAGUUUCUCAGUGCUCAGCAACCUGGUGCGGCUGAAUAUUGCCAACAACCCUCAGCUGUUAUCUCUCCACAAGUACACCUUUGCCAACACCACUUCCCUGAGGUACCUGGACCUCAGAAAUACUGGCUUGCAGACCUUGGACCAUGCUGCUUUCCAUCACCUCAUGGUACUGCAGACCCUGUACCUGAGUGGAAACCCCUGGAAGUGCAACUGCUCCUUCCUGGACUUCGCCAUCUUCUUGAUAGUGUCCCAUCUGGACCAUUCAGAUGAUCUCAAUGCCACAUGUGUGGAGCCCACAGAUCUGGCAGGGUGGCCCAUCUCACGGGUGGGGAACCCACUCCGGUACAUGUGCAUCACGCACCUGGACCGCCAAGACUACAUCUUCCUGCUGCUCAUCGGCUUCUGCAUCUUCGCCGCAGGCACUGUGGCCGCCUGGCUCACAGGUGUGUGUGCUGUGCUCUACCAGAACACCCGCCGCAAGACCCGUGAGGACGAGCCUGAGGACGAGGCUGGGCAAAGGGAGGAAGUCGGCAGGCGAUUUUUCCAAACCAGGGUUAACUCGGGCCACGAUAGUUUUCCUCAACUGAUUUAG